This is a messenger RNA of Antrostomus carolinensis (chuck-will's-widow), 4621 nucleotides long. It is a transcript of the gene AKAP6, whose product is annotated as A-kinase anchoring protein 6. Gene Ontology annotation, molecular function: protein kinase A binding; transmembrane transporter binding. NCBI's taxonomy places the organism in Eukaryota, Metazoa, Chordata, Aves, Caprimulgiformes, Caprimulgidae. The transcript is spliced from 4 exons. The record is from RefSeq and is a predicted model, not a curated record. The coding region runs from base 1 to 3657 and encodes 1218 amino acids. Gene Ontology annotation, cellular component: sarcoplasmic reticulum; perinuclear region of cytoplasm.
AUGGUAAUAGAAGAUUUGUCUGCUUUGUAUAAAGGAUGCCUUGUGCAAUACUAUACAGUCAUUCGGAAUGAAAAACGAGAUAGACAGAAGAAACAACAGCAUUUUUUCCCAGUUGGUUUAGAGUCAGCUACAAGUGGGAAGCUGGGUUCAACUAAAUACCAACCAGGAACCAUUAUGAAAACAUGGCAAACUGGCAAAUCCGAAUAUGGAUUUCAGAACUCCACAGAGCCUCUGAAUGUUAUUGAUCCCAGUCUGAUGGAUCUAAAUGGUCCAAGUGAAGAUGCACUAGAAUGGGAUGAAACUGACAUAAGCAAUAAGCUGAUCAGUAUUCAUGAAGACUUAAGUGAUCCAGAUCAGGAACUCAAGAAGGAGGAUGUAAACCAGAAACCUGCUUCUGAAGAAUGUGUUGAUAACAAUGUGAAUGAAGAUGAAAAUAUCAGUGAUCGUGGAAGUCCUCUUUAUUAUCCCAACAUUACUUCCCCACCAAAUCCUCACAUCUAUCAGGUCUAUAGUCUUCAUAAUAUUGAAUUAUCAGAAAAAAAACACAUGCCCUUUUUGAAAAAAACAUCCAAACUCUCCAGUGUAACACAGUCUAACAUUCUAAACAAAAGUCUUAGUAAAGACUCAUCAUUUUCUUCUACCAAAUCCCUGCCAGACCUCAUAGGGGGGACUACAUUGGCAAAACCAUAUAACUAUAUGUAUCAGAGUGGAAACAUAAGCAGGCAUUCUGAGAGUGAGAGUGGGAUAGUGAGUGAAUGUGAUACAGAAACUACAAAUAAUUCAGAAAUUUUUUUGCUAAAUGAUAUUGAAAGUACUCAAAGUAAUCCUGAAACUGGGCAUGAAGAAACUCAAGUGGAUGAUAUAGUCAGUGUAAUAAAACAAAAAAUAAAACAAGAUGAAGAAGACCAUGCUAGUCUCUCAGAUGAUUUCCAGCUGGCACCUUCUGCACGUUGUGGACAUGAAACUGAUGAGGAUUUGGACAGCAUUACCAUGUGUAACCCUGUUUGUCUAGAAGAAUUGCAAGGAAAACCUGAUGUGUUUACAUUCUAUGAUUACUCGUAUCUUCAAGGCUCCAAAUUCAGAUUACCAGUGAUAAUGAAACAAUCACAAAUUGAAAAAACACAUACAGAGGGCAGUUUGUUUCAUGGCUUUUGUUUUGAUAAAAUACCUGGUAAAUCUGAAAAUAAUCCUAGAGAGUCACAACCAGAUGGGUUAAUUCAUGACCAUACUCUGGCAAGUAUCCCUGGAGAACCAGAUCCCAACUCCUGUAAAUCUGUAGAAACUAUAAGAAAAUUAACUGUUACAGAGAACACAAGGCAGGUUUCAACUUUGUCUCGUAGUUCUUCAUUAGAAUCUCUAUCUGUAGUAGGUGAUUUGUUCAGCUCAGGUAUUUUUAAAAGUGGAGACGGUCUUCAGCGAAGCACCUCUUUGGAGAGCUGGCUGACUUCUUACAAAAGCAAUGAAGACCUUUUUAGUCAUCAUGGCUCAGGAGACAUAAGUGCAAGCAGUGAUUCUGUUGGAGAGCUCAGUAAAAGGACAUUGGAUCUUUUGAAUCGCUUAGAGAAUAUUCAGAGUCCUUUAGAUCAAAAAAUAAAGCGCAGCAUCUCUGAUAUAACACUGCAAAGUAACUCUCAAAAAAUGUCUUUCACUGGACAGCUGUCUGUAGAUAUUGCAUCCUCAAUCAACGAAGACUCAGCAGCUUCUCUCACUGAACUCAGCAGCAGUGAGGAUCUUUCUCUUUGCUCUGAAGACAUUGUACUUCACAGAAAUAAAAUAGCAGAUUCAAAUGCAUCAUUUAGAAAACAUCUUAAUAGAUCUGUAGCUGAUGAGAGCGAUGUCAAUGUCAGCAUGAUUGUUAAUGUCUCCUGCACUUCUGCUUGUACUGAUGAUGAAGAUGACAGUGAUUUGCUUUCAAGUUCCACCCUUACCUUAACUGAGGAAGAGCUAGGUAUCAAAGAUGAAGAUGAUGACUCCAGUAUAGCAACUGAUGAGGAUAUUUAUGAAGAAUGCCAUUUAAUUUCAGGACUUGAUUAUAUAAAAAAUGAGCUUCAAACUUGGAUUAGACCAAAAUUUUCUUUGACAAGGGAGAAGAGAAAAAGUAACCUCAGUGAUGAAAUUCAGCAUAGUAAAGUUAGUAAUGAGACAUCAAAAGCCACAGAUACAUUGAACAUUGAAACACUAUUGAAUGGUUCAGUACAGAAAAUAUCAGAAAAUAAUGGCAAUAGUAAGAGUGUACCACGUGAUCGUGAAAAAGGGACAAAGAGUCACCUGAUGAAAGAUCUCUCUCAGAUUGUGAAGGAUCAGCUUGUGGAUGAUAUGGAGAAUGGCAACAUUGAAAAUACUCUUGGCAGUCAAAAGGAAGAUCUUGUUAGAACAUCAGCAGCUCCCAAAACUCAUGCAUCACUUGAUGUUAGAGAAGUUGAAAAUGAAUGUUGUAUCUGUGAAGCAUUUACAGACAGUUCAGAUGAUUCACAUAUGGAUGGCAAGGAGACUGUUCUGUCAUCAGAUGGAUCCAGAAACCCUCCAAAAGAAUGUCAAAGUUAUCUUCAGCCUGAUCAUCAUGCUGUUGCUUCCUCUCCUGCUAAGAAGCUUUGUCUUGAAUCUUCCUCAGAAAUUAAUUGUGUAGACAUACAAGAUACAGCUUUACAGACAUCCUUACCUAAUUGUCAACAACCUAGAAUAAGCAUUACUGACAAGUCUACUGAUUGCUGUACAGCCUUGAAAUCCAAUGAAGCAGAAUACGACUCCUCAGUCAAUGGUCCUGAUUUGUGCUGUAACUGUGAAUCUGCUGCUUUUGAUAAAAGAAACAUGGAAGAUGGCUCAGUGCACAAUUUUGUGAGGGAGAUAAUAGACAUGGCAUCAACAGCUUUGAAAAGUAAGUCACAACCUGAAUGUGAGUCAUCUGCUCCGGCUUCAUUAGCACAGAUCAAGGAAAAAGUGUUAGAACACUCUCAUAGACCCAUUCAGCUAAGAAAAGGGGACUUCUAUUCUUAUCUUUCACUUUCUUCUCAUGAUAGUGACUGUGGAGAAGUAAUCAAAUACAUAGAGGAAAAGAGCAGCACUCCUGUGCCACUGGACUUCACAGAUGAGAGAGAAAAUAUUGAAUGCUUUUUUGAAGCCUGUCCUGAGGAAGAACGGGUUGAGCAGCAGCAAUCCAUUUCUAAUGGUACUACUGAAGCACAAGUUGAGCAGCUGCAACAAAUUUCUAACAUUAUUUCCAAGACGUCUUCAGAGUCACUAGGUGAAGUCACUCUAGAAACAUUAGAAGAAAAUAAAACUUCAUCUGAAGGUAGGGAUUUAUCUUUCUUAUGCAACAAUGACAAUGAUAAAAACGUUCCCGGUCCUAACAAACAAAGUGCAUCAAACAAUUUGAAAAAUGCUGAUGAUGAUUUGCUGAUUUCAGAUGGGCAAACUAAAGGUUUGGAAAAGAAUUCUCCAGGGCUUAGCACUAAAAAGAGUAGUACAGGAAAAUCACCUGGAACUGAAGAGCUCAAAGGAUGUGUUGCUUCUUUGGAAGAGGCUUCAGCUAUGGAGUUUCAGUUAAAGCCUGGCCAUUCACAGAAAAAAGAUGUUUUGCAUCAGAACAAUAAAACUCUUACUUGUGAAGAAAAUCUCCUGAAUCUUCAUAAGGAAAGACAUAUAAAUAUGCACAGAUAGAAUGUAACCCUCUUCAGGCAUGUACAUUAUCCUAAAAACAGAAACUUGGCUGCAAUUCAGGUGCAGGUUCAUCCUGUAAACCCUGGGAUGACCUCCAAUUCCAUUGUAUCACUGCCUUUCAUUACACUGACUACCAAGAUAAAUUUUCUUUCCAAAUGUGAUUUGUCCAUGUUGGCUUUGUGAUCAGGCUGCAUAUGCUAGUCCUAUUUCAGUGAUCAUUUUGUAUAGUAGCAAGGCCAUUUGCUUUCAUAGGGAUUCCUCUCCCAAGCUACCUCUAAUGACCUCCCCUUCUUAAACUGGAUGCUCCUGUACUACUUAUCACUGGUUCUGUUCUUUAAAGUUUGGAAGUUCCACAGAAUUAAUGAUCAGUCUGGUUCAUCUUUUCUGAACUGUACCUGACAGUACUCUUCUAUUUUAUGUAUCAAAUUUAAUAUUUAUGUGUAUAUUGCAUAAGUUUAUUGAAACUAUUUUACUUUUAAAGCGAUGAUUUUAUUGGAUUGCAGCAAAAAGAAGUUAUUAGUCCUCCUGAUUCAAUACGUCUAAAAUUUAAGCAAUUAAAUGGCAUUUUAUUUAUUUAAUUUUUAAAUUUAAUCUAUGCAACACUUCAAGAAACAACUACAUGGUGUUGUAUAUUAGGAACUGUUGACAUUCUACUGAAUUAAGUACAACAUUUUGGUUUUUUAUGCUUCUUGAGGUGGUAAUGAGAAAAAAAGUUUUUAAAAAAUGUGUGCCUUGCUGUAUUUCUUAUACCGUAUAUUAAAAAGCUGCUUUCACAGUAAAAUUAUGUUGGUUUGAAAGGAGGAAAUAGCAAGGUUAAGAUGUGUGAAUAAUUUCUGUAUAUAUGUAUAACCAAGUGCAAACAUUGAUGUAUAAUGACAGUAUAAAAUGCUUUCAUGUUUGUGAUGUCCAGUGAUGUGGAAAAUAUAAGCCUUAAAACCAUUAGAUUGCAUGGUAAUUAGAAUUG